UAUUUAUUUAUUUAUUUUUUAUUGAGAGGUCUCCUGGCAGCCCGCCUUAGGAAUUCUGUCUGGCCCCGAUCAGAAUACUGGAGACGAGACCACGAGAUUGAUGAGUUUGCCUUGGGAUUCGGUGAGAAGGUGAAACCAGGGCGAACAUGGGUCAGAAGGUUACUGGAGGGAUCAAGACUGUGGACAUGAGGGACCCCACGUACCGGCCCCUGAAGCAGGAGCUCCAGGGUCUGGAUUACUGCAAGCCCACCCGCCUGGAUCUGCUACUGGACAUGCCCCCUGUGUCCUACGACGUCCAGCUGCUGCAUUCGUGGAACAACAACGACCGGUCGCUCAACGUCUUCGUGAAGGAAGACGACAAACUCAUCUUUCACCGGCAUCCGGUGGCCCAGAGCACAGACGCUAUCAGGGGCAAAGUCGGGUAUACCCGUGGGCUGCACGUGUGGCAGAUCACAUGGGCUAUGAGACAGCGGGGCACACACGCCGUGGUGGGGGUGGCGACGGCAGACGCCCCCCUGCACUCGGUCGGGUACACUACCCUCGUGGGGAAUAAUCACGAGUCCUGGGGCUGGGAUUUGGGGCGCAACCGGCUCUACCAUGAUGGCAAGAACCAGCCAAGCAAAACAUACCCAGCCUUUCUGGAACCAGAUGAGACAUUCAUUGUCCCUGACUCCUUCCUGGUAGCCCUGGACAUGGACGAUGGGACGCUGAGCUUCAUUGUGGAUGGACAGUACAUGGGAGUGGCUUUUCGGGGACUCAAGGGCAAAAAACUGUAUCCUGUAGUGAGUGCCGUCUGGGGCCACUGUGAGAUCCGAAUGCGCUACUUGAACGGACUCGAUCGUAAGUGUCCCCUCUGCUGUCAGAGGCAAUGCCCUCUCUCUGUCCCCAUGGUCCUGGCUGGGCUUAGGCCAAAAGUUGAUACAGUCAUUGGAACUAAGGUGUUUUAA
Molecule: messenger RNA, 947 nt
Organism: Mandrillus leucophaeus (drill)
Lineage: Eukaryota; Metazoa; Chordata; Mammalia; Primates; Cercopithecidae
Gene: SPSB1
Product: splA/ryanodine receptor domain and SOCS box containing 1
Exons: 2
Coding region: 147-947 (266 amino acids)
Biological process (GO): proteasome-mediated ubiquitin-dependent protein catabolic process
Cellular component (GO): SCF ubiquitin ligase complex
Molecular function (GO): protein binding
Source: RefSeq, a predicted model, not a curated record